This is a messenger RNA of Notolabrus celidotus (New Zealand spotty), 6109 nucleotides long. It is a transcript of the gene plch2a, whose product is annotated as phospholipase C, eta 2a. Gene Ontology annotation, biological process: phosphatidylinositol-mediated signaling; lipid metabolic process. The record is from RefSeq and is a predicted model, not a curated record. Bases 194 to 3337 code for a protein of 1047 amino acids. Gene Ontology annotation, molecular function: phosphatidylinositol-4,5-bisphosphate phospholipase C activity; calcium ion binding. The transcript has 23 exons. Lineage: Eukaryota; Metazoa; Chordata; Actinopteri; Labriformes; Labridae.
CAUCCGGGAUAUGUACCCUCGGUAUUCACCUCACGUCCCAUGUGAACAUUUCUGAACACAACUGUGUCUUUAUUGUGACAUUUUAAUCUUAUUUUCUUUACAAACAGUGGCGGGAAGAAGGGAUUUAUCUCCCGCAGCAGAGUUUUACCGGUUUUUAAUAGUUUUUAAUGAUACUUUCUAGAGUUUUAUUGCUAUGCCACAUACUUUGAGUUCCUUCGACCCCACUCAUCUUUGGUUUCUAAAUGACAAAGCGUCAAAAAUUCACAUUUAUGCCACUUGGACAAAAGUGCGAAAACGACACAGUAAAGUGAACCUGCUGUUUGAGGACAACGUUUCCAAAUGUGUGAGAGGCAAGAAGGGGAAAAAGGCCAGACACCCGGGCCAAGUGGAGAAAUGUAUGAGCUCCAUGCAGAUGGGGACCCAGAUGGUGAAGCUCCGCGGCGGCUCCAAGGGGCUGGUGCGCUUCUUCUUCCUGGACGAACACAAGUCGUGCAUCCGCUGGAGGCCAUCGCGCAAGAAUGAGAAGGCAAAGAUCUCCAUCGACUCGAUCCGUGAGGUAUGCGAGGGGAAGCAGUCUGAGAUCUUCCAGCGGUAUGCCGAGGGCAGCUUUGACCCAAACUGCUGCUUCAGUCUGUACUACGGGGAGCACAUGGAGUCCCUGGACUUGGUCUCUGGCACGGGAGAGGAGGCCCGGACCUGGAUCACAGGACUCAAGUACCUGAUGGCUGGAAUCAGUGACGAGGACAGCCUGGCCAAGAGGCAGCGAACCAGAGAUCAAUGGCUGAAGCAGACCUUCACCGAGGCCGAUAAGAAUGGAGACGGCAGCUUAAGCAUCAGCGAGGUCCUGCAGCUUCUGCACAAGCUCAACGUCAACCUGCCCAGACAGAAGGUCAAACAGAUGUUCAAGGAGGCCGACACAGACGACAACCAGGGCACGUUGGGCUUCGAGGAGUUCUGUUCGUUCUACAAGAUGAUGUCGACCCGCAGAGAUCUCUACCUCCUCAUGCUCACCUACAGCAACCACAAAGACCACAUGGAUACUGACGACCUGAUACGCUUCAUGGAGGUGGAGCAGAAGAUGACGAAGGUGUCCAAGGAGCACUGCCUGGAAGUCAUCAACAAAUUUGAGCCGUGCUCUGAAAACCAGAAGCAAGGGGUUCUGGGAAUCGAUGGUUUGACCAAUUACACGCGCAGUCCCGCUGGAGACAUCUUCAACCCAGACCACUACAAUGUAGUCCAGGACAUGACUCAGCCACUGUGUCACUACUUUAUCGCCUCCUCACAUAACACCUACCUGAUGGGAGAUCAGCUGAUGUCUCAGUCCAGAGUGGACAUGUACGCCUGGGUCCUGCAGGCCGGCUGUCGCUGCGUGGAAGUGGAUUGUUGGGACGGUCAGGACGGUGAGCCCAUCGUCCACCACGGCUACACCCUCACCUCAAAGAUCCUCUUCAAAGACGUCAUCGAGACCAUCAACAAGUACGCCUUCGUCAAGAAUGACUUCCCCGUCAUCCUGUCCAUCGAGAACCACUGCAGUGUUCCUCAGCAGAAAAAGAUGGCCCAGUACCUGAUCGAGAUCCUCGGGGACAAACUGGACCUGUCCAACAUCAAAGCUGACGAGUCCGGACGGCUGCCGUCACCAGAAAUACUCAAGGGCAAGAUCCUCGUCAAGGGGAAGAAGCUUCCUCCGAACAUCGACGAGAACGCAGAGGAGGGAGACGUGUCCGACGAGGACAGCGCUGACGAGAUGGAGGACGACUGCAAGCUGAUGAACGGAGAUACUACGGCCAACAGGAAGCAGGUGGAGAACAUGGCCAAGAAGAAGCUGGACAACCUGAUGAAGGAGUCUAAGAUCCGAGACAGAGAGGACCCGGACAGCUUCACAAUCGCAGCUCUUCCUCCUACCGGGAAGUCGACGGAUAAAACCGGCUCCAAGGGUAAAAGUGAGGACGGGACGGACACAGCGGACGAGUCGAACUCCAGCAGCAACAAGCGGACUGGACGCUCCUUCAUUGGGAGUUUCUCCAAACGCAAGAAAAAGACAACCAAGCUGAAGAAGACGUCGAGUUUUGAGGACACCGAUACCGACCAAGAGAGCACAAGUAGUGCCUCCAGAGCUCCAUUACACCACAGCAAGAAGAAGAAGACCAUGAAGUUGUCCAGAGCUCUGUCUGAUCUGGUCAAGUACACAUGCUCUGUGGGUCUCUAUGACAUUGAGUCACAAGCAAGCUGCAACUGGCAGGUGUCGUCUCUCAGUGAGACCAAAGCCCACCAGGUGAUGCAGCAGAAAGCCUCGGCCUUCAUCCAGUUCAACCAGCGACAGCUCUCCCGUAUCUACCCUUCCUCUUACCGCGUCGACUCCUCAAACUUCAACCCUCAGCCUUUCUGGAGCGCCGGCUGCCAGCUGGUUGCCCUCAACUACCAGUCAGAGGGACGCGUCCUGCAGCUCAACAGAGCCAAAUUCUACAGCAACGGCAAUUGCGGCUACAUCCUCAAACCAUCCUGCAUGUGUGAAGGUGCCUUUAACCCGAGCCUGGAGGACCCUCUGCCAGGUCAGAUGAAGAAACAGCUGGUGCUGAAGAUCAUCAGCGGACAACAGCUGCCCAAACCAAAAGACUCCAUGCUGGGAGACAGAGGAGAGAUCAUUGAUCCCUUCGUGGAGGUGGAGGUCAUCGGGCUUCCUGUGGACUGCUGCAAGGAGCAGACCAGAGUGGUGGAUGAUAACGGGUUCAACCCGAUGUGGGAGGAGACUCUGGUGUUUAACAUCCACAUGCCAGAGCUCACCCUGGUGCGUUUCCUCGUGUGGGAUCAUGACCCCAUCGGCCAGGACUUCAUCGGCCAGCGCACCAUCGCCUUCAACAGCAUGAUGCCAGGUUAUCGCCAUGUUUAUCUGGAAGGUAUGGAGGAGGCUUCAAUCUUUGUUCAUGUAGCCGUGAAUGACAUCACUGGUAAGGCCAGAGCAGCCAGCGGCAUAAAAGGGCUGUUUCACAGAAACCCAAAGCAGGCUUCCCUGGACAGCCAUGCUGUUGCACAGCACAGCCGUAAGCACCCGUUCGGUGCCCACCUCCUCCGCCGCACUGCCAGUGCACCCACCAAAGGCCAGCCCAAAAUCAAGAAGGGCUUCCCAGAGAUCGACACCAAAGACUACAGCUCAGAGGGUGCAAGUGAGGAGCGAGAGUCUGAGGACCGGGACAAGGCUUCUGCUGCCGCCUCUCACCAGCCCUCGACACAACAACACCGCAACGGGGACUCACUGGCAUCCCACCAAGCCAAAGGCCCCUGGGACCGACCUGACACCAAUGGGGCUUUUCACCCUGAGGAGGGUAAAGUGCAGAAUUGAGGGGAUGACCAGAGCCAGACCGUUCCUCAGAGCAGAGACCAGCUCCCCUUCCUCCAAUUCUUGCACUAAACUCUGAAGAGGCCAGGAACCACCGUUUCAUCCGCUCCAUCUCCACUCCUGAAGAAAUCCUGUCUCCUUAUCACCCGUCAUGUCCCCCUCAGUCCUCCACACCCACAGCAAUAAAUGCUAACUCCCCAAUGACCGCUCCUUUAAACGGGGCAGUGGACAAUCCCAUCAAGGUGAUCAGAGACCUUAAGGAGUCUCCAGCCCAGUCCAGGACAUCCCCCCUUCUUAAAACCCCUGCUGAGAAAGCUGCAGCAUCACAGUGCAGCCAAGACGCCCAAACCGACAAAAGUACUCCUCGGCUUACGGAGCAGUCCCCAAACCAGAGCCAGAACCACGAAGCUCUGACUGAGAAGAGAAAUGAUGCAGCAGAGUUAGAAUUAGAGGCUGCUGCAGACUCUACUGGAACCCCUGCAGCCCCAGCAGCAAAGACAACCCAGGCCAGAAGAGCGCUGUUCAGCAACCUGCCGUCACACGCUCCAGUGAGAAGAGCAAAGAGUGAGGGUCAUGUCCGGGUCUCUGUAGACUCUGCUGAUCAGGUCCAGUCAGCCGUACCCGAGGUCUUCAUGGACGCCACCAUGAACGACCGCCUGUGGAGCAAGUUAGAGCCAGGCAACCACCGAGACAGCAUGUCCUCCUCCUCCAGCAUCUCUUCCAGCGACACGGUCAUCGACCUGUCGCUCCCUAACCUUGCAAGAAAGAGCCUCAGCAGUCUGCCCACGACCAGCAGCCCCCGCGACGCAUCCUGGGCCAACUGCCGCCACUCAGCUUUAGUCUCCUAUGACACCCUGAGAGUCAGCAAGAGCAAGUCCAACCCCAAUCUGCAAGAAAAUGAAAGUGAUAAUGAUGAGCUCAGGCCCCGCCCCCUUCAGCCCCCCCAGGAGGCUCCUCUGGACUCCCCCAACAGACUGACUCAAAGGAGGCACACCUGGAGCCGGCUCUACAUGGAAGGGCUCAAGCAGUCAUCUUCCAUCAAGCUGUCCCCUCCAGCUGCACCACAGACCGCUGCAGCCUCCAUGUCCAAGAGCCUUGGGGAUCUGACCUCUGACGACAUUUCCUGCAACUUUGACAGCAAGUACCGCAGCAUCAGCCGCAGCUUCAUCGUCAGGCCAGCCCGGGAGCAGCUCCGAAGGGGCGGCCUGCAGAAACCUCGAGCACCCAGCGACCUGACGGAACAGCUCCGUAAGCUGACAGAUGUUGAGCCCCUUACUCCCAGCGACUUCUCCCCAAAACACAGACCGGCAGAGCCACAGGAGGAGCCCGAGGACGAGACCCUGGUGCGGAGGACCUCCUCCAGGAGCCAGAGCCGGGUGCGGUACAUCGCAAACAGGGCCAAGAAAGCCCAGGAGAGGCAGAGGCUGCAGGGCCUGGUCCAGGGCAGAAGUGCCAGCUUUAGCUUUUCUGGUAGCAUUGGCAGUGGAAGCGGUGCGAGCCCCAUUGAGGAGCGGGGGAAUCCUGAAGGGGCGUGCUGCGUGGCCCGGAGUCCCUGCACCAGCCAGGACCUGCUGAGUCAGCUCGCUCCCCUCGGCACCCCCUCGCCCAGACAGUCCCAUUCCUCCCCAGACCCUGAAAACAGUGAAGUCUUUUUUAUGCUCAAACUCUGAGAGCUGGCUGACUUGGAACUGAGCGUGAGAGACGCAGCGAGAAACUUGGAAUACACUCCUUUCUUUUUUUUUUCUUCAAGUAGAAAUCUUUUUUAGAAAAGUUGCAUAUCUCGCAGAAUCUCUCUCAGAAAACUGCAGAUUGUGUCGAUGUCUGAAGAAAACUCACUCAUUUAAUAAUCUAUGAACGAUCAAUUCCUCACCUGGAGAUCUUUUUUUAAACACUCCUCCGUCUUGAAGAGCUGCACUUCUCUGCCUCUACAGCUCUGUCGUCUGUUUGCACCAAACGUUAGAAAGUCGCCAGAAUGUAUUUAGUGGAGUUUUGAAAUAGUUGUUUACGUUGACCCUCGUCUACUCUCAUGUUUGAGUAUUUUUUGGAACUUGACUUGAGCGUACAGUAGCAACCGAACACAACUAGAGAUCAAGAUUUUUACUGAGUCUUUUUAUUUGAUUUACUCAAACUGUAAUCCUUUUGUUUAAAUUAGAGACUUUAUAUCAAAGCGUUACGAUCCGCCCGCCCAUCCACUAGCAAUAUUUUGAAAAUGAUGGCAUGGUGUCACGUUGAGGAUAAUGUACAGUCUGAUGCUUAAAGCUCUCCUUCUGUCUGCGCUAAAAGAACUUAAAGUAAUAUUUCUCUGAUGCAGGAUCUUCAUUUGUAGUCUGUGUCGUGCUCCUGUUGUAAUCAGACCAAACUGCCAACAUUUUCUGACCCUCCUGCUCCGUGGCAUGUCACAGCACUGAGAGCCUGUACGUUGAAGCCGUGGUAGACCGCUCCAUGCCGAGUUUUUUAGUCGACUGCAUGUCUAUGCUGCACUGUAAUGUUUAUCCUAAGGCUCUGCUUUACUCCACUAAGACUUUUUACACGGUUCAUUCUUUUUCCAAUCAUCUGACGGCGGUCACUGCAGGAGCAUCAAGUCUGAAACUCUGUGUUCUCAUUGGUUAGUAGUCAAAUCCAAGAUGGACAUGAUCCGUAUCGAAGCACGUUUAUCGUCGGCCUGCUGUAAUGUUUGCACUGCCAUGCCUGUUGUUUGUGCAAAAUUUUAGGGACAAUAUUUAAAUCAAUCCAAACUGUGUUAUUAUGACCUGAAUAAAUCUCAAAUGAAUAUUA